UUUAAUUGCUUCAGUAAAAAUGCUUCUAAUUAGACCGAUUUUGAAAACUCAAAAAGGGUCCACUGCAGGCUUACUCCUGGCUGGUAGGAGAGUGGCUUGAGGAAUCCCAACCAGAACUUUUUGUUCGAAAGUUAAUGAGGAAAGCAAGAAAGCAGAGAAGGAAUAUACUGAAGAACCAGGAGCAAUGAGGCUGAAGAUUUUGAACCAAGCUCUUGAAUAUGCAAAGGAUAUUGGAUUCACAGAUCAAGCGCUCGUCAAAGCAACUAUGGAUCAAGGCCUCUCACCUGCAGCGGUUGGCAUGUUUGGAAGAGGGGCUACUGAUUUGGUAGAUUUUGCUAUGGAAAAAUGGUAUGAGCAGUUGAAAGUAGAACUUGAUGAGCUAGACCUUGAAAGAAUCGGUCUUAAGGGUAGACUAAAGACAGGUAUCAAGACCAGGUUGCAAUACCAAAUACCAUACCAAAGACACUGGGCAGCUGCUAUGGCAUUAGGGCUACAUCCAUAUAAUUUCCCACAGGUGCUCUAUAGACAUCAUAAGAUUAGUGAUCAUAUCUGGUAUGUUGCUGGUGAUGAUAGCCUCGAUUAUAAUUGGUACACAAAGAGAGCAGCUCUUUCUACAGUUUAUGCUACUACAGAACUUUACAUGGUUCAAGAUCAAUCUAAAGAUUUCAGAGAUACUUGGGAAUUCCUGGAUAACCGAAUUAAUGAUAUCAUACAAGCAGGGGGCAUGGCUGAAAAUAUUCAUUACACUAUAAUCGGAAUGAGCAGAGGGCUUUUAUCAAUGGCUUCUGCUUUUAUGCCAGAGGGUAGUUACACUAAAGAAGCAGACGAAUUCGAAAGAGCUCAGGCAAGAUAUCAAGCUAAAGAACAAGCCAAGAAAGAGACCCAUGAUAAAGCUCAUACCUCUUCUGAGGAUAAGUCUAAUCAAGAGACCAAGGACGAGAACAAAGGUUCAGAGAAAGGUGCGUCACCAGAUACAGGAAAGAAUCAGGAAUCUUCCCAGAAAUCAUAGAUCUUGUUGAAAUAGUAAUGUGUAUAUUUUUUAGCUUA
Molecule: messenger RNA, 1047 nt
Organism: Moneuplotes crassus
Lineage: Eukaryota; Ciliophora; Spirotrichea; Euplotida; Euplotidae
Source: the annotation of a GenBank genome assembly